Molecule: messenger RNA, 3210 nt
Organism: Saccharomyces mikatae IFO 1815
Lineage: Eukaryota; Fungi; Ascomycota; Saccharomycetes; Saccharomycetales; Saccharomycetaceae
Gene: ISW1
Product: chromatin-remodeling ATPase ISW1
Exons: 1
Coding region: 1-3210 (1069 amino acids)
Biological process (GO): regulation of transcription by RNA polymerase II; nucleosome organization
Cellular component (GO): nucleus; chromatin
Molecular function (GO): ATP binding; DNA binding; histone binding
Source: RefSeq, a predicted model, not a curated record
AUGACUGCUUCAGAAGAAUACUUGGAGAACUUAAAGCCGUUCCAAGCCGGUGUCCCUCCACAUGAUCCUGAGUCGAAUAAAAAACGGUACUUACUGAAAGACUCUAAUGGUAAAAAAUUUGAUCUAGAAGGAACAACGAAAAGAUUUGAACAUUUACUAUCUUUAAGUGGAUUAUUCAAACAUUUCAUCGAAAGUAAAGCUGCUAAAGAUCCUAAAUUCAGGCAAGUUUUAGACGUACUAGAGGAAAAUAAAGCAAAUGGUAAUGGAAAAGGCAAUCACCUAGAUGUUCGUAGAAGAAAAACUGAACAUGAAGAAGAUGCAGAAUUACUGAAAGAAGAAGAUUCAGAUGAUGAUGAGAAUAUUGAAUUUCAAUUCAGAGAUUCUCCUGCUUACGUGAACGGGAAACUGAGACCUUAUCAAAUACAAGGUGUCAACUGGUUGGUAUCUUUGCAUAAGAACAAAAUAGCAGGUAUUCUCGCCGAUGAAAUGGGCCUAGGCAAAACCUUGCAAACUAUUUCGUUUUUGGGGUAUCUUAGAUAUAUCGAGAAAAUUCCAGGUCCAUUUUUGGUUAUUGCACCUAAAUCUACCUUAAAUAAUUGGCUGAGAGAAAUUAAUAGAUGGACCCCAGAUGUUAACGCUUUUAUUUUACAGGGUGACAAAGAACAAAGAGCUGAUUUAAUUCAGAAAAAACUGUUAGGUUGUGACUUCGACGUUGUAAUCGCUUCUUAUGAAAUUAUUAUAAGAGAGAAGUCACCACUUAAGAAAAUUGAUUGGGAAUAUAUCAUAAUUGAUGAGGCUCAUAGGAUCAAGAAUGAAGAGUCUAUGCUUUCACAAGUCCUGAGGGAGUUUACUUCACGUAAUAGGCUAUUGAUCACUGGUACACCCUUGCAAAACAAUUUGCAUGAACUGUGGGCACUACUGAAUUUUUUGCUUCCAGAUAUUUUUUCAGAUGCUCAAGAUUUUGAUGAUUGGUUUUCUUCGGAAAGUACUGAGGAAGAUCAAGAUAAAAUUGUUAAACAACUGCACACUGUUUUACAACCGUUUCUAUUGCGUCGUAUUAAAAGCGACGUGGAAACAUCCUUACUACCUAAAAAGGAAUUGAAUUUAUAUGUCGGUAUGUCUAAUAUGCAGAAGAAGUGGUACAAAAAAAUUCUGGAAAAGGAUUUGGAUGCUGUUAACGGGUCCAACGGUAGCAAGGAAUCUAAAACAAGGCUUCUGAAUAUUAUGAUGCAACUGAGAAAAUGUUGUAACCAUCCAUAUUUAUUCGAUGGUGCUGAGCCAGGCCCACCGUAUACGACGGAUGAGCACUUGGUUUAUAAUGCUGCUAAACUUCAAGUUUUAGAUAAGUUGUUGAAAAAGUUAAAAGAAGAAGGUUCUAGAGUUUUGAUUUUCAGUCAAAUGUCAAGGGUAUUGGAUAUCUUGGAAGAUUAUUGCUACUUUAGAAAUUAUGAAUAUUGUAGGAUUGACGGGUCUACUGCCCAUGAGGAUAGAAUCCAAGCCAUUGAUGAUUAUAAUGCACCAGACUCCAAGAAAUUUGUCUUCUUGUUGACGACACGUGCUGGUGGAUUGGGUAUUAAUUUGACGUCUGCAGAUAUUGUUGUCCUAUAUGAUUCUGAUUGGAACCCACAAGCAGAUUUGCAAGCAAUGGAUAGAGCACAUCGUAUUGGUCAGAAGAAACAAGUUAAGGUAUUCCGGUUGGUGACAGAUAAUUCCGUGGAAGAGAAAAUUCUAGAAAGAGCUACUCAGAAGCUCAGGUUAGAUCAGCUGGUUAUUCAACAAAAUAGAACCUCUUUAAAGAAAAAGGAGAAUAAAGCUGACUCCAAGGAUGCUUUGUUAUCCAUGAUUCAACAUGGUGCCGCUGAUGUAUUUAAAAGUGGUGCAUCCUCUAAUUCAGCUGGUACACCAGAACCAGGAGCAGAAGAAAAGGGAGAUGAUGUUGAUCUGGACGAACUUUUAAUGAAAUCUGAAGACAAAACGAAAUCAUUGAAUGCCAAAUAUGAAACCUUAGGUCUUGAUGAUUUACAAAAAUUUAAUCAAGAUUCGGCAUAUGAAUGGAAUGGACAAGACUUCAAGAAAAAGACACAAAAGGAUAUUAUUAGUCCCCUGUUACUUAACCCCACUAAACGUGAACGUAAGGAGAAUUAUUCUAUUGAUAAUUAUUAUAAAGAUGUUUUGAAUACCGGAAGGUCUUCGACACCAUCGCAUCCGAGAAUGCCUAAGCCGCAUGUCUUUCACUCUCAUCAAUUACAACCUCCGCAGUUAAAAGUUCUAUACGAAAAGGAAAGAAUGUGGACAGCGAAGAAGACCGGUUAUGUACCGACCAUGGAUGAUGUAAAGGCGGCGUAUGGGGAUAUUUCCGAUGAAGAUGAAAAGAAACAAAAAUUAGAACUACUAAAGUUGUCCGUUAAUAAUUCUCAACCAUUAACGGAAGAAGAAGAAAAGAUGAAAGCCGAUUGGGAGGCAGAAGGGUUUACUAAUUGGAAUAAACUAGAGUUUAGAAAAUUCAUCACCGUAUCUGGAAAAUACGGUAGGAACUCCAUACAAGCCAUCGCAAGAGAACUGGCGCCAGGUAAAACACUGGAGGAAGUUCGUGCUUAUGCUAAAGCUUUCUGGUCUAACAUUGAAAGAAUUGAAGAUUAUGAGAAAUACCUAAAAAUCAUUGAGAAUGAAGAAGAAAAGAUCAAGCGUGUUAAAAUGCAACAAGAAGCUUUACGUCGAAAGCUAUCUGAAUAUAAGAAUCCAUUCUUUGAUCUGAAAUUAAAGCACCCUCCUUCCUCUAACAAUAAAAGGACGUACUCUGAAGAAGAGGAUCGUUUCAUCCUUUUAAUGUUAUUCAAAUACGGCUUGGAUAGAGAUGACAUAUACGAAUUAGUACGAGAUGAAAUCAGGGACUGUCCUUUAUUUGAAUUAGACUUUUAUUUUAGAAGUAGGACGCCUGUAGAACUAGCUAGAAGAGGAAAUACAUUACUACAAUGUUUGGAAAAGGAAUUUAACGCAGGAGUUGUAUUGGAUGAUGCUACUAUGGACAGAAUGAAGAAAGAAGAUGAAAAUGGUAAGAGAAUAAGGGAAGAAUUUGCAGAUGAGGCUGCCAAUGAAAAGGAAAAUGUUGAUGGAGUAGAAACUAAAAAAGCAAAAAUUGAGGAAAAAUCGAAUUCUGGGACUGAGCAAUUGUCAGUAAAGAACACUCCAGAAAAUGAUAAUGCUAACUAA